Messenger RNA from Acanthosepion pharaonis, 588 nucleotides. NCBI's taxonomy places the organism in Eukaryota, Metazoa, Mollusca, Cephalopoda, Sepiida, Sepiidae. The record is from the annotation of a GenBank genome assembly.
AUGUUUUUAUUUAUCCCUCAGAGAGGGAUAAAUAAAAGCACAAAAGUUUUCUCUUUUAUCUAUCUAUCUAUCUAUCUAUUCCAAAACUUCAAUGAAUUUAUUCUAUCUAUCUGUCUAUUUAAGAGUCAGUCUCUCCAUAUCUAUCUAUCUAUCUAUCUAUCCCCAAAAUUCAGUGCUUUUAUUUUCUCUCUCUGCUUCUCUCAAUCUUUCUCUAUCUCUUUCACUUUAUCUCUUUCUCUCUCUACCAAUCCGCAACUUUUCCUCCAUUUUUUCCGUUAUUUCUUUCUUUCUUUCCCCCAUUUUUCCGUAAUUUCUUUUUUUCUUUCUUUUUUCUUUCUUUCUUUCUUUCUUUCUUUCUUUCUUUCUUCUUCGUUCCUUUCCUUCAUUUUUUCCGUAAUUUCUUUCUUUCCCCCAUUUUUCCAUAAUUUCUUUCUUUCUUUAUUUAUUUAUUUCUUUCUUUAUUUCUUUCUUUCUUUUUUUCUUUCUUUCUUUCUUUCUCCUUCGUUUCUUUCCUCCCUUUUUUCUGUAAAUUUCUUUCUUUCUUUCUUUCUUUCUUUCUUUAAAUUUAAUUUAAUUAAUAUAACAUAA